UGCUGCCUGUUUCGCUUCAAGAUUCGUGCACGAAGAAAGCGCUCAUCUUUUCAGGGUUUUGGGUCUCCUUCCCUCUUCCCCUCUCUCUCUCUCUCUCUAAAACGAACAAAGCGGGGAGAGAAAUUCUAGAGAGAGAAACUCUACUUAGAGAGAGAGAGAGAGAGAGAGAGAGAGGGAGAGAUGUGGUAUCUUUGUGUAUUCUAUCACCGGCUCUUAGAUUACAGGAGAUCCGAGGUCGAAGCCCUAGCUGAGCUCUUUGGAGCAUGCAAACAGGUAGAGCAAGACGAAGACGGAGGAAAAAUCUCAACUUGUUCUCUUCAAUGGAAGCUCCCAGAGAAUCACCACGCCGAUUCCCCUUUCCACUUCGUUUUCUUGCCCUCUGAAGAAACCGCCAGAAAAAUCGCCAACCGAAGUAUACUAAUUAAGGGAAUUUACGAACUUUGGGGACAUGCAACUACAUACGAAGAACUGGAGAAGGCUGUAAUUGAGUAUCCAGAAGAACGUAAGGUGCCGUACUUGACGUCUGAAAGCUCAUUCCGGAUAAUUGUGGACAGCUUUGGCAAGGUCAUUAGCUUUCAAGAACAAACUGAACGUAUCAAAGGGCUCAGUUAUAUACCAUUCAAGGGUCGGGUUGAUUUGCGAAACCCGGAACAUAAGUUUUGGCUUAUGGAGACUGAUGAUUAUGGAUCAAACAACGGCCUUCCACCUGUUGUGCAAAAGACUAUCUUUUUUGGAAGAGAAGUUGGAGCUGCAGAUAGAAAGCUUUUGCCAACCUAUCAGUUGAAAAGUCGUAAUUACCUAGGCCCUACUGCUAUGGAUGCAGAAAUGGCCUUUCUUAUGGCUAAUCAAGGCUUGGCUCAACCAGGAAAACUGAUAUUUGAUCCCUUUGUUGGGACCGGGAGCAUUCUUGUUGCAGCUGCACAUUUUGGAGCUAUGACGAUGGGUGCAGAUAUUGACAUAAGGGUCGUACGAGAUGGAAAGGGUCCAGAUUGUAAUGUUUGGAGCAACUUCAAACAGUAUGGUUUACAACUGCCAGUUUCAUUGUUGAGAGCAGACAAUAACCUGCCCCCUUGGCGCCCUGGUCUAAAAGAGAUAUUCGAUGCCAUAAUAUGUGACCCACCUUAUGGAGUUCGAGCUGGGGGCCGAAAAUCUGGGGGCCGCAAAUUACUGAAGGGCGUCGUGGGCCCUUACACAGUGCCAGACGAGAAGAGGUUUGAUCACAUUCCAUCAACUGCACCUUACAGUUUAGCUGAGUGCAUGCACGACCUCCUCGAUCUUGCAGCCAAAAUGCUCGUUCUUGGUGGACGCCUAGUUUUCUUCUACCCUGUGGUAAGAGAAGAAGGUUCCACUGAUGCUCAGUACCCUGAGCAUCCUUGUUUCACUUUAGUCGCUUCUUGUGAGCAGAUCCUUAGCUUUCGAUAUAGCCGACAUUUGCUGACAAUGGUGAAGACUGGUUCGUAUACUGACGAGAUAGCUGAAUUGGCGAGAAAGAAACAUGUUGAGUUCAAAGAGAAUCACCUUAAGUGGUUGGAAGAUGGUAACUUGCACUCUGCAGUAUUCACUCCUGCUGAUUCUUUGUGUGGACAAUCCAAGUUUGAUAAGGAUUCAAAGCCAAAAUAUAGAGGUAAGUAUGUUUAGGAGUCGACACUUUUUGAACUGAGGGAAACUAUUUGAGGUCAAGGUAUCUUCAUAUGAUAAAAUUCCCAUGAGUAGUUUGACAAAUGUGUAUCAGCUUGUUUAAUUAGCAUCUGACAUUUGGUGGCUAUCUAAUUAAUCUAGAUUUUUUUUCCCAUGGGAAUUGUAACUUUGAAGGCAAAUUGCAUGCUUGUCUAGAUGCUAUGUAAUCAAGUAUAGAACCACUUAGCUUAUUUUUUACAGUAAGAUAAUUGCAGUAACUUUAUCUCUCC
Messenger RNA from Asparagus officinalis (garden asparagus), 1907 nucleotides. Its product is annotated as tRNA (guanine(10)-N2)-methyltransferase homolog. NCBI's taxonomy places the organism in Eukaryota, Viridiplantae, Streptophyta, Magnoliopsida, Asparagales, Asparagaceae. Gene Ontology annotation, cellular component: cytoplasm. The record is from RefSeq and is a predicted model, not a curated record. Gene Ontology annotation, molecular function: nucleic acid binding. Gene Ontology annotation, biological process: methylation. The coding region runs from base 181 to 1638 and encodes 485 amino acids. The transcript is spliced from 8 exons.